Mycena indigotica is the source of this 1593-nucleotide messenger RNA. RefSeq names its product F-box domain-containing protein. NCBI's taxonomy places the organism in Eukaryota, Fungi, Basidiomycota, Agaricomycetes, Agaricales, Mycenaceae. The transcript has 2 exons. Gene Ontology annotation, molecular function: protein binding. The coding region runs from base 1 to 1593 and encodes 530 amino acids. The record is from RefSeq and is a predicted model, not a curated record.
AUGGAGAUUACCUCUUAUGAGUCGCCAAGUACCCUUUGCAGCCAAUGUAACCACCAGUUCCAACACACCAUCUACGAUCCAAACCCCGUGAACACAGCUCUGCGAAGCAACUACUCUCCUGAGCUCCUGGAAAGCAAGCUGAUUGUUGAAACAAUGUCGACUAUAGACAAUCAUUUGGCGCGUUACACGUCUGAGGCUGCCCGAGUUCGAGCCAUGCUUGAGGCGCUUCUCACACGCAGAGAAGAGCUAAUAAGAUUCAAGGCAUGUUGCAGUAGUGUUCUAGCUCCCAUUCGCAAGCUACCGCCAGAAAUUUUGCAGGCAAUAUUCCUUGCUUGCCUUGACCACAAACCAAACGUCAUCCCAAUCACCGGCCAGAUAUGUCAACACUGGAGAAAGAUCACCAUUUCGACUCCCGAGUUGUGGUCGAAUAUAUCGGUGGGGAGAACGCGGUUUAUGGCCCAUGAAAAGUAUCAAGACCUUGCUGCCCUCUUUCUCGAACGGUCGUCUAACCUACCACUGUCAAUCUCGCUUCGGCAACCGGUUUCUGACGCCCUCAUCUCAACACUCGUUGAACAUACACAACGUUGGAGGAAACUCAACCUGAUUUCCACGAAAUACACUUUUUAUUUGUCCAUUGCGCUUAGCACACUUGUGUUUCCGCUGCUCGAAACACUGGAAAUCGGAGAGGAAAUCACACCAGUGGCGGGCAUUCCAGUGAAGCCUAUACCCCUGCCAGUGGGACACGUUCCCAGACUGCGACGGGUCAUUUUGAAGGAUAAAAUGGCCCAUUGGGAGCUCCCGUGGAGCCAGAUCACAGACAUUCAAUAUGACACUGCGGUCGCACCCGAUGGCUUGUUGUUGUUACAAAAAUGCCCUAAUCUCAAGUAUUGCGCCAUGGAACAACUCCGGUUCGCUGGAUCCUUCGAUUCCACCGAAUCCUCCGCCAUUCCCCUUCGUCAUCUUGAGUCGCUCCGUUUGGGAAUCAACUACUCUUCCAACACCGUUGUCAGGAACCCCCAAACUGUCACGCGGUCUUUCUUCCAGCGUCUCGUCGUCCCCCAGCUCAAAUCGCUCCAGCUUAUCGGGCAAUGGUCACCCGAAGACUUCACCGACUUCCUCUCACGCAACGAACUCAACCAGCAACUCACUCACCUCUCGCUUGGCACCGGAUAUAUGAAGGACGACAACAUUAUCCAGAUCCUCGAAGCGCUUCCUCUCGUCCAGAAUCUGGUCCUUGACGCUGACAUCGGAACCACUCGGCAGCUCCAAAAUCGUGUAAUAACAGACAAGCUUCUCAGACGCUUCAUUCUUUAUCCUGAUUCAGACUGCGUGUUACCUGCUCUCGAGCAUUUGACGCUGCGAACUUCCCUGAACUUUGACGAAGGCAUUCUUCUGGACAUCAUUACAUCAAGAUGGCAAGGGUGGGCCACAGAAUUGUAUGGUAUCGCAGUAACGCGCAUAGCGUCCAUAACUUUCGACUUCUGUGGCCGUAGGGAGACGUUGGAGCAAGAUACAAUCCAAGACUUGCGUGAUUUUCGUAAGGAUGGCUUGCUUAUUACCUUACGACAGGGAAAUGAACAAAUCAAGCUGUAG